AUGGCUCAAUCUUCUCCCGCACCUCAGCCGAAGCCAUGGGAGACACUUUCUCCUCACCAGGAAGCCAUGAUCGAAGCAUGCAAGACUGGUCAGCUCCUUGAGCUAAAGAAUGUGUUCGACAAACACCAUGUCAAGGACGGAUCCGAGCCUAUUUCUUAUUGCCAAGCAAAACAAGAAGGCGCACCCGCGACAGAUCUGCUAUUUAAGGCAGCCAUUUCUCAUGGGCAACAGUCAAUCGUCCGAUGCCUGCACUCUACGUAUCCCACAUACGACUUUCAUAAUCCUUGCAUCGUCAGGGCGCUGGGGACAACGCGAAACCUUGACAUGCUCAAGCUAAUCCACUCCUACUGCCCUCGAAUUGUCAACUACUCAUUCGAUGACCAUAGGACGUCUAUGAUGAGCUUAGCCAUUGCACAGGGGCCGGAGAAUGGACCCUUCAUUCACUUUCUUCUAGAUCACGGAGCAAUAUCCAUGAACGAUGGCGGAUACCUCGUCCAUGGCGGAGCCGAAUUGUGCCCCGCCAUCGAAUACAAUCAACCGAUAGAUGUCAUCAAGAAGAUGAUCCCGAAGACUCGGUUUCUAAUAUCCCCGCUGCUUAUGGCAAUUAAUCAUAAGCGUGCGGACGCAGUUGAGGUACUCUUACCCGAAGACCAUGCCAGGAGGAGACAAGUUGGGAUGGAGGAUUAUUUACAGGAGCCGCUGAAGGCUGCGCAGAAAACAAAAGAUAAGGAUACCAUCGCUGUGGUAGAGCGCUUCAUACAUAAGGUGGAGCAGCAAGAUGCCAAAGAGGCCGCAAAGAAACUACGAGCCUCAAAGAAAUGGUGGCAGUUCGGCACGGAAGCGAAGCGCGAAGACAACACAGGAGGCCCGGAGUCCAGCGACUUUAGCCGGCCAGGCGGUAUAAGCUGGUGGAGCUCGCUGUCAACGGGUGGACAUGAAGUGAAGUCUGCAGAUGUCAGUCGGCAGGAGAAGAAGGAGAAGGAGCCCUACGACUCUUCCACGGACGAGGAAACCGAGCCGGAACUCGGAGAAAAGGCAUCGGCGCCGCCAAAGAAGCUGGGCUGA
This is a messenger RNA of Cladophialophora psammophila CBS 110553, 1065 nucleotides long. RefSeq lists its product as uncharacterized. The coding region runs from base 1 to 1065 and encodes 354 amino acids. The record is from RefSeq and is a predicted model, not a curated record. Lineage: Eukaryota; Fungi; Ascomycota; Eurotiomycetes; Chaetothyriales; Herpotrichiellaceae. The transcript has a single exon.